This is a messenger RNA of Dama dama (fallow deer), 1793 nucleotides long. Its product is annotated as GTPase IMAP family member 6-like. NCBI's taxonomy places the organism in Eukaryota, Metazoa, Chordata, Mammalia, Artiodactyla, Cervidae. The record is from RefSeq and is a predicted model, not a curated record. Gene Ontology annotation, cellular component: cytosol. Gene Ontology annotation, molecular function: GTP binding.
CUGCGCUCUUAAACACAGCUCUUGAGCUGAGCUCUGGAUCACGUAUUACUAAAAACAUAUCCGCCAUGUCCUCUGUUCGUGUGUACAUCUGGGGCAGUGUCACUGACGUCCUCCAUUCAGCCUGCAGUGUGUUAGCUCUCAGAGGAGACACAGAGCAUUCAGGCGAGCACACGGCCCCAGGAGACACCAGACACGGGUGUUCCUCCUGCCUCACGGACGAUGGGGCCAUGGAGGAAGAAGAAUUCGAAAUCCUUCUCCUGGAGGAACCUGAAGAAGGCGCAUCCCAGGAUCCUUCUCCAGGUGGGUCAGGAGGGCAGCGCGGGGAUGAAGGGACCCCGCAGACGCUGAGGCUCAUCCUGGUGGGAAAAUCCGGGAGCGGGAAAAGCGCCACGGGAAACAGCAUCCUCGGGAGGAGAAUGUUCGAGUCCAAGCUCAGCGCUCGCCCGGUGACCCAGGCCUUCCAGCAGGGGCGCCGCGCGUGGGCGGGGAGGGAGCUACAGGUCAUCGACACCCCGGACAUCCUGUCCCGCUGGGAGGCGCCGCAGGGGACCGCUCAGGGCGUUGGCGAGGCCGGCCCCCGCUCCCCUCCGGGGCCGCACAGGGUGCUCCUGGUGACACAACUCGGCCGGUUCACCGAGGAGGACCAGCAGGUGGCCAGGCGCCUCGAGGAGGUGUUCGGGGCGGGCAUCCUGGCCCGCACCGUCCUGGUGUUCACGCGGAACGAAGACCUGGACGGCGGCUCGCUGAGGACAUUCCUGCAGGAGACAGACAACCGAGCGCUGGCCAACUGCGGCUUCAACAACAAGGGGGACGGAGCCGAGCUGGAGGCCCAGCUGAGGGAGCUCAUGCGGCACGUCGAGGGGGUCCUGUGGGAGCACGAGGGCAGCGCCUACAGCCUCCCGGCUGCCCCUCACCCCCGCGCCGCGCCCCGGGAGAGCUGGGGCCUCUGGCGGCCCGGCGCCGAGGAGGGGCGCGGGGACCAGGCCUGGCUGCGGGGCCUGCGCCGCAUCCUGAAGGAGCCCGAGCAAGCUGGAGGCCAGCUCCCGCCGAGCGCGCCCAUCUGAGGCACAGGCCUCCGCGGCUUCCUGCCUCCGGCUCCCAGGCCCCUCACUUGCCGGCUCCAUCCCAGGGGUCCCUGCCCGCUCUUGACUCCAGGGCAGCAUCUGGUCAGGCGGGAGGAGGUGGGUGGGCUCCUGAGUUCUCAGCUCCUUCAUCACACCUUCCAGAACACAGGGGCCCUCCUGCUCUGCGCCCCCCGCCCAUCCUCACGUGUCUCUGGCGUUCCCUCUCUGCAACAGAACUCUGAGAGAAGCCAAGCGUCCUGAGGCGGGCCUGUGCUCCUUUCUGCCUUGGAACCCCGGCAGCAUCCCGGCCACUGGAGGCUCGGCUUAUAACUCGAUGCAGAUCAGCGUGGAAUGUGGACCGGGCAACUCUGCGUCUCUUGGGCUGUGUCCUUGCCCGUUAAGAGGGCAGGCACGAUGGCUUUUAGGGCCCAGCGCCAUGUGGGGCAGGACAGGCUCUGGGCUGGGGAGGAGAAGGCAACUAGAAAUGGGGGAGGGCCACAAGGAGCUGCUCUUGAUUCGCUCUUGAGAGAGGCCACCACCUGCAGCAAGGGAGCCCCAUGGGAUGGAGCAGGGCAGGGCAGGUGUGUCCAGGGGCCAGGUCUGCUCAGGAAACGGGCCUAGACCUGGCUGCAGGACACGGACCGCCCGGAGGUCCAAGUGGACUUGGGCAGCGGAGGCGCUCUUCCCAGGGAGGCUUGGACAAGGGAGGUCACACACCCGGCACCGCCC